Molecule: messenger RNA, 1740 nt
Organism: Homo sapiens (human)
Lineage: Eukaryota; Metazoa; Chordata; Mammalia; Primates; Hominidae
Gene: LYPLA2
Product: lysophospholipase 2
Exons: 10
Coding region: 202-933 (243 amino acids)
Biological process (GO): macromolecule depalmitoylation; prostaglandin catabolic process
Cellular component (GO): Golgi stack; cytoplasm
Molecular function (GO): phosphatidylserine lysophospholipase A1 activity; phosphatidylcholine lysophospholipase A1 activity; hydrolase activity
Source: RefSeq, a predicted model, not a curated record
GGGACUCGAACGGAAGUUCCGGCGGGGGCGGCCGAGGGGGAAGAGUGUGUCUGCGGGAGAAAGAGGAGAAUCGCCCAAGCGGCCUCGGAAGUCCCAGGGAGUGGAGGACAGAACCUGGGUGCUGUGUGGGGCUGAUGGCCUGGUGGCCUCUUGGGCCAGGAGUGUGUCCUGUGCCUGGUUUUGCUCUUGACCGCCGCCCCGAUGUAUGCAGGCCCCCGCCGUGGAGCCGUGUGGUGUAUGUGUGGUAACACCAUGUCUGUGCCCCUGCUCACCGAUGCUGCCACCGUGUCUGGAGCUGAGCGGGAAACGGCCGCGGUUAUUUUUUUACAUGGACUUGGAGACACAGGGCACAGCUGGGCUGACGCCCUCUCCACCAUCCGGCUCCCUCACGUCAAGUACAUCUGUCCCCAUGCGCCUAGGAUCCCUGUGACCCUCAACAUGAAGAUGGUGAUGCCCUCCUGGUUUGACCUGAUGGGGCUGAGUCCAGAUGCCCCAGAGGACGAGGCUGGCAUCAAGAAGGCAGCAGAGAACAUCAAGGCCUUGAUUGAGCAUGAAAUGAAGAACGGGAUCCCUGCCAAUCGAAUCGUCCUGGGAGGCUUUUCACAGGGCGGGGCCCUGUCCCUCUACACGGCCCUCACCUGCCCCCACCCUCUGGCUGGCAUCGUGGCGUUGAGCUGCUGGCUGCCUCUGCACCGGGCCUUCCCCCAGGCAGCUAAUGGCAGUGCCAAGGACCUGGCCAUACUCCAGUGCCAUGGGGAGCUGGACCCCAUGGUGCCCGUACGGUUUGGGGCCCUGACGGCUGAGAAGCUCCGGUCUGUUGUCACACCUGCCAGGGUCCAGUUCAAGACAUACCCGGGUGUCAUGCACAGCUCCUGUCCUCAGGAGAUGGCAGCUGUGAAGGAAUUUCUUGAGAAGCUGCUGCCUCCUGUCUAACUAGUCGCUGGCCCCAGUGCAGUACCCCAGCUCAUGGGGGACUCAGCAAGCAAGCGUGGCACCAUCUUGGAUCUGAGCCGGUCGAGCCCCUGUCCCCACCCUUCCUGACCUGUCCUUUUCCCACAGGCCUCUGGGGGCAGGUGGCAAGGCCUGGCCGGGCCUUCCUUCCUGGCCUUAGCCACCUGGCUCUGUCUGCAGCAGGGGCAGGCUGCUUUCUUAUCCAUUUCCCUGGAGGCGGGCCCCCCUGGCAGCAGUAUUGGAGGGGCUACAGGCAGCUGGAGAAAGGGGCCCAGCCGCUGACCCACUCACUCAGGACCUCACUCACUAGCCCCGCUUUGGGCCCCCUCCUGUGACCUCAGGGUUUGGCCCAUGGGGCCCCCCCAGGCCCCUGCCCCAACUGAUUCUGCCCAGAUAAUCGUGUCUCCUGCCUCCACUCAGCUGCUUCUCAGUCAUGAAUGUGGCCAUGGCCCCGGGGUCCCCUUGCUGCUGUGGGCUCCCUGUCCCUGGGCAGGAGUGCUGGUGAGGAGGUGGAGCCUUUUGAGGGGGGCCUUCCCUCAGCUGUUUCCCCACACUGGGGGGCUGGGCCCUGCCUCCCCGUUACCCUCCUUCCCUGCAGGCCUGGAGCCUGUAGGGCUGGACUGAGGUUCAGGUCUCCCCCCAGCUGUCUCACCCCCACUUUGUCCCCACUCUAGAGCAGGGAGGCAGUGGGGGAGGAGUUGUGUCUCGUCUUCUGUCUCCAUGUGGUUUUUGGGUGUUUUUCUUGUUGUGUCCUGGAUUCCGAUAAAAUUAAAGAAAUUGCUUCCUCAA